Geosmithia morbida is the source of this 1053-nucleotide messenger RNA. Its product is annotated as solute carrier family 25 (mitochondrial citrate transporter), member 1. The record is from RefSeq and is a predicted model, not a curated record. Gene Ontology annotation, biological process: mitochondrial citrate transmembrane transport. The coding region runs from base 1 to 1053 and encodes 350 amino acids. NCBI's taxonomy places the organism in Eukaryota, Fungi, Ascomycota, Sordariomycetes, Hypocreales, Bionectriaceae. The transcript is spliced from 3 exons.
AUGGCACCCGUACAGGCACAGGACCCGACCGAUGCGUCCAAGAAGAAGGCGCCCACCCCUCUACGAUCUAUCAUUGCUGGGUCAACUGCUGGAGCAAUUGAGAUUGGUGCGUUUGAAGCUCCUCCCUCGACUGACCUAUUUUUCUGUCCAUCAUCUGACCACUUUCUGCAGCCAUUACAUAUCCUGCCGAAUGUAAGCGAAGUCGGAAGCCGGAUGAAAUCUCUGUUCCUCUGCCUGAACCGAGCUGACUCAAAAUACCAACUCGACAUAGUCGCCAAGACUCGUUCCCAGCUCAACAGACGCCUGGCCGAGGGCCAGAAGUUACCAUGGCCUCCAUUUGGCAAGCAGUGGUACGCCGGGUGCACGACGCUCAUUAUUGGUAACUCGGCCAAAGCAGGAAUUCGCUUCGUCGCUUUCGACCAGUACAAGCGCUUGCUCGCCGACGCUGAUGGGAAGCUCACGGGUCCCAGGACGGUACUCGCCGGUUUUGGUGCCGGUGUGACAGAGUCCCUGCUGGCUGUUACACCCACAGAGAGUAUUAAGACGACUCUUAUCGACGACAGAAAGUCAGCCAAGCCCCGAAUGCGCGGGUUCCUACAUGCCGUCCCCAUCAUUGCACGCGAGCGCGGGCUGGCGGGCUUCUUCCAAGGCUUCAUUCCCACGACUCUCCGACAGUCGGCCAACAGCGCGGUCCGCUUCGGAACGUAUACUUCUCUACGACAGCUGGCUGAGUCAUGGACCGCCCCCGGAGAGAAGCUGGGCACAUUGGCGACGUUUACCAUUGGCGGCAUGGCUGGCACAGUCACGGUCUUUGUCACGCAGCCCCUCGACACGGUCAAGACGCGUAUGCAGAGUAUCGAGGCAAAGACCGUGUACGGCAACACGUGGCGCUGUGCGGCAUCGAUAUUCAAGAAUGAGGGCGUGCUCACGUUUUGGAGCGGUGCUCUUCCCCGCCUGGCUAGGUUGGUCAUGAGUGGUGGCAUCGUCUUCACCAUGUACGAGAAGUCCAUGGAUCUCAUGGGACGCCUAGACCCGGAGAUGAAGUACCUUUGA